Messenger RNA from Thunnus maccoyii (southern bluefin tuna), 1739 nucleotides. It is a transcript of the gene mettl17, whose product is annotated as methyltransferase like 17. Bases 136 to 1518 code for a protein of 460 amino acids. Gene Ontology annotation, molecular function: structural constituent of ribosome; methyltransferase activity. Gene Ontology annotation, biological process: translation. Gene Ontology annotation, cellular component: mitochondrial small ribosomal subunit. The transcript has 14 exons. Lineage: Eukaryota; Metazoa; Chordata; Actinopteri; Scombriformes; Scombridae. The record is from RefSeq and is a predicted model, not a curated record.
UGGUCGGAAUUAUUUUGUUGAAGGUUUCGUUAAAACCUAACGUGCGUGUCUUGUCCAUGAAGGUGUGGAUGACAUUUCAAAUAAGUACAUUUAAGCUGUUUAAACACAGGACGUAGCUGUUUUGUGGAAGAAGAUAUGGCCGCACGGAGCUACGCUGCUUGUGUUGUCUGCCGGAGGGCGGGUGUCGUGAAGCUGGUGUCCAGGGGAAUGAGCGCAGCUACAAACCCACAGUCCCAGCUAGAUUUCCUGAAAGGAGAACGACACAGGAAACAUCCAGGUGUGACCAACCUGAAAAUACUGCGUCUACCUGAGGAACUCCAGACGGCUGCAUGUUCAGUUAUUCACAGAGCUCAGGUGACACGGCUGACUGAACGCGCUCUCAGCCUCACGAACUUCCUGUGGAGCAGAAAACGAGCGGUCGAGGAUGCGACUCUGAGGCAGAAAGCUGUGAGUCUGGAGAAAAAGCUUUGGGAGAAAGAGAUGGAGAGGAGAGGAGAAAUAGAUGAGCAAGCGCUGGAUGAUCGCAUCAGGAGGAAAGUCGUCUCAGAGCUCAGAAGAACAACGUAUCACUGGACUCCCAUGAAGUAUGAUGAAGAGUUAGGUGUGGUGUACAUGGCUUCUCGGCUGGCUGGAGGCUACGCAGCAGUGAGGAGGGCUCUAAACGAGAUAAAGAAGAGAGAGCCCUCCUUUGCCCCUCAGUCUCUCCUGGAUUUUGGUUCUGGGCUGGGAACCGUUGCCUGGGCGUCACACUCGUACUGGGGCGACACGUUGAAGGAGAUGGUGUGUGUUGACAGCUCCGGGCCCAUGAACGUUCUGGCAGAGCGACUUCUCAAAGGUGAUGAUGAAAGAGCCGAACCUCUCAUCAAACAAGUCUACUUCCGACAGUUCCUCCCCGUCUCUCCCAAGGUGCAGUUUGACUUGGUGGUAGCAGCUUUCACCCUGUCAGAGCUUCCUCAUGCGAAGGAGCGAGAAGAGGCGGUCGUCACUCUGUGGAGAAAAACAAGCUCAUAUCUGGUGCUGGUGGAAAAUGGGACCAAAGAAGGAUAUCAGAUGCUUAUGGAGGCCAGAGACACUUUAUUGAAGAAACAAGAGAAGACUGUCCACGACACCAGACCAGCAUCAGUGUUCGCGCCGUGUCCACAUGACCUGAUGUGUCCUAAAAUGGCCCGCGAGCCCACCAUCCCCUGCAACUUCCACCAGCUGUACCAUCCUCUGCCUCUGUCCGGGCACAAUGACCGUCAGACGGAGAAGUUCAGCUACCUGAUCUUGAGUCGGACAGAACCAGCAGAGGCUCAGACAGACGGUGUGGAGUGGGCGAGGCUGAUCGCGCCGGUGCUGCGCAGAACAAGACACGUCCACUGUCGGAUGUGCUGCCCUGACGGACAACUACAACACCUGGUGGUGACGGCUCGAAAACACGGCAGGGACGUGUACCGAUGUGCCCGGAACAGUGACUGGGGAGAUCAAGUGCCGACCACUCAGAGAGUCGAGGACGAACUCCAGAGUGAUUCAGAGUGAUGAUUCAGCAAGGAAGAAACAAGACACAACUCAUUCAUUUGUCAUACUUUAGGAACAAUGGAAACACCCUGAAACUGUGAUAACAGUGCAGUCUGAAGACUCAUCCGCUUUUAGUUAACCAGAAAAUCUGUUCUCUUACUGGAACUGUUAAAAUGCUGAAUCACUGUACAGCUGAUAUCUGGUUAUCAAGGAUACUGCAAUUAAAAAUUGGUCAUACUGUA